UCUUCAGCGGCCGCCCGGGAGGGGCUGAGAGGCGAGCAGGGGAGGGGGCGCCGCCCAGUCUCUAGUCCCGAGCCGCGAGCCCGGACCCCUGCCCGCGGCCGCACCAUGCGCGCCGAGCCGGCGUGAUCGGCUCCGCCCGCAGCCUCCCCGCAGCCUAGCCCGGCGCUCUCGCGGGCCACACCGAGCGGCGCCCGGGAGCUAUGAGCCAUGAAGCCGCCCGGCAGCAGCUCCCGGCGGCCGCCCCUCGCGGGCUACAGCCUUGCCCGAGCCUCUGGCGGCCCCCACGGCCGCCCCGCCGGCCCGGCACCUGCCCGCGCCCUGGCCCGCGCGCCGCCCUGCCGCCUGCUCCUCGUCCUUCUCCUGCUGCCUCCUCUCGCCACCUCGUCCUGGCCCCGCGCCUGGGGGGCUGCUGCACCCAGCGCUCCGCACUGGAAUGAAACUGCAGAAAAAAAUUCGGGAGUCCUGGCAGAUGAAGACAACACAUUGCAACGGAAUAGCAGCAGUAAAAUCAGUUACAGCAAUGCAAUGCAGAAAGAACUCACGCUGCCUUCAAGACUCAUAUAUUACAUCAACCAGGACUCAGAAAGCCCUUAUCAUGUUCUUGACACAAAGGCAAGACACCAGCAAAAACAUAACAAGGCUGUCCAUCUGGCCCAGGCAAGCUUCCAGAUUGAAGCCUUUGGCUCCAAAUUCAUUCUUGACCUCACACUGAACAAUGGUUUGCUGUCUUCUGAUUACGUGGAGAUCCACUACGAAAAUGGGAAGCCACAGCAUUCUAAGGGUGGAGAGCACUGUUACUACCACGGCAGCAUCCGAGGUGUCAAGGACUCCAGGGCAGCUCUAUCGACCUGCAAUGGACUUCAUGGUAUGUUUGAAGAUAAUACCUUUGUAUAUAUGAUAGAACCACUGGAGCUGAUUCACGAUGAGAAAAGCACAGGUCGACCACAUAUAAUCCAGAAAACGUUGGCAGGACAAUAUUCUAAGCAAAUGAAGAAUCUCAGUAUGGAAAGCAGUGACCAGUGGCCCUUUCUGUCUGAAUUACAAUGGUUGAAAAGGAGAAGGAAGAGAGCAGUGAAUCCAUCUCGUGGUGUGUUUGAAGAAAUGAAAUAUUUGGAACUUAUGAUUGUUAAUGAUCACAAAACGUAUAAGAAAUACCGCUCUUCUCAUGCACACACCAAUAACUUUGCAAAGUCCGUGGUCAACCUUGUGGAUUCUAUUUACAAGGAGCAGCUCAAUACCAGGGUUGUCCUGGUGGCUGUAGAGACCUGGACUGAGAAGGAUCAUAUUGACAUCACCACCAACCCUGUGCAGAUGCUCCACGAGUUCUCCAAAUACCGGCAGCGUAUCAAACAGCAUGCCGAUGCUGUGCACCUCAUCUCGCGUAUGACAUUCCACUAUAAGAGAAGCAGUCUGAGUUACUUCGGAGGUGUCUGUUCUCGCACAAGGGGAGUUGGUGUGAAUGAGUAUGGUCUUCCAAUGGCAGUGGCACAAGUAUUAUCGCAGAGCCUGGCUCAAAACCUUGGAAUCCAAUGGGAACCUUCUAGCAGAAAGCCAAAAUGUGACUGCACAGAAUCCUGGGGUGGCUGUAUCAUGGAGGAAACAGGGGUGUCCCAUUCCCGAAAGUUCUCAAAGUGCAGUAUUUUGGAAUAUAGAGACUUUUUACAGAGAGGGGGUGGAGCCUGUCUUUUCAACAGGCCGACAAAGCUAUUUGAGCCCACAGAAUGUGGAAAUGGUUAUGUGGAGGCUGGAGAGGAAUGUGACUGUGGUUUACACGUGGAAUGCUAUGGAUUGUGCUGUAAGAAAUGCUCUCUCUCCAAUGGGGCCCACUGCAGUGAUGGGCCGUGCUGUAACAAUACCUCAUGUCUCUUUCAGCCACGAGGGUAUGAAUGUCGGGAUGCUGUGAAUGGGUGUGAUAUUACUGAAUAUUGUACUGGAGACUCUGGCCAGUGCCCACCAAACCUUCAUAAACAAGAUGGAUAUGCAUGCAAUCAAAAUCAGGGCCGCUGUUACAAUGGGGAGUGCAAGACCCGGGACAACCAAUGUCAGCACGUGUGGGGAACAAAGGCUUCCGGGUCUGAUAAGUUCUGUUACGAAAAGCUGAACACAGAAGGCACCGAGAAGGGAAACUGCGGGAGGGACGGAGACCGAUGGAUCCAGUGCAGCAAACAUGAUGUGUUCUGUGGGUUUUUACUCUGUACCAAUCUUACUCGAGCUCCACGUAUUGGUCAACUCCAGGGUGAGAUCAUCCCAACUUCCUUCUAUCAUCAAGGCCGAGUGAUUGACUGCAGUGGUGCUCAUGUGAUUUUAGAUGAUGAUACAGAUGUGGGCUAUGUAGAAGAUGGAACGCCGUGUGGUCCAUCCAUGAUGUGUUUAGAUCGGAAGUGCCUACAGAUUCAGGCCCUAAAUAUGAGUAGCUGCCCACUUGAUUCCAAGGGUAAAGUCUGUUCAGGCCAUGGGGUGUGUAGUAAUGAAGCCACCUGCAUCUGUGAUUUCACCUGGGCAGGGACAGAUUGCAGCAUCCGGGAUCCAGUUAGGAACCUUCACCCCCCUAAGGAUGAAGGACCCAAGGGUCCUAGUGCCACCAAUCUCAUAAUAGGCUCCAUCGCUGGUGCCAUCCUGGUAGCAGCUAUUGUCCUUGGGGGCACAGGAUGGGGAUUUAAAAAUGUCAAGAAGAGGAGGUUCGAUCCCACUCAGCAAGGCCCCAUCUGAAUCCGCGGCAGCGGAUGAGCGGUGCCUCACACUGUUGGAUUCUGGGUGAGACAUACCCGCUGCACCCUUGCUGGAACUGUUAAGUCUGUAAGCAAGACUGCCGGGUGGUUAAUGACCACAGGACUGAAGUUGGGGGACAGGGAUGGGGUAAAAGGAAACUGUGCUUUGGGGAAAUAAUUUCAAAGAACCCCUCUCACCACCUGUCAAGAAAAGGGGAUAAAAGACAAUGUUAUAAAAAGAACUAUUUCAGAACCGUUUUUUUUUUCUAACUAAAGGAAGAAGGAACAACAAAAAAUUAAGUGCAAUAAAAGAACCAUUAAAAAAUAGCAAAUGAUUUUUUUUCUUUCCUCAGCCUGCUGGCACAUAAUAUCUCCUAAAUGAUUUGGCAUGAUUUUUUUUUUCUUUUCCUACCAAUGACACACUCCAGCGGCAUGAAGAUCUAAUUUUCGAAAGGGUAAAAUCCGCAUGGCAUAUCUACAACAAGCAGCUAGCAAGCCAAUCCACAGCAAAACCUGCAGCUGAAUUCCCAAGGUGAAGGUGGCCCGGGAACACGCGGAGGUUGCCUGGCCCUCACCCCCUCGUCUAGACCAGGCCACGAGAGACUCCACGGACCCCUGCUCUUGUUGAGUCCCUUUCCCUUCGUGUGUUUGCCUGGACCAAGCAUCCUUUGGAAAUGGGAGCUGGAAUUUGAACAAUGAUGCUAUUGUAUAGUUCUUUUAUAAAUGUAAAUAUGGAAAUAAGAGAUUUUGACACAUCAUUUUCACUUGUCUGUACUGGAAUAUUUUCCUUGUAAAGGUUCUCUGUAGAUUUGAGUUUAUUGUUUGCUCCCCAUCUUUUGGGUUCUUUUCACUGUUUUCUCUCUCUCUUCUCUGAUAAUGCGUUGUUCAGUGAUUUGGAGGCUUGCUUCCAAAAGACAGAUGUAGCCGCAGAUGCAGGGAGUUUGGGCACAAAACAGAUGCAAGUUAACAAGGAAAUGCUUGAACGACAUGAAAUGCUUGAAACCAAAAAUAAGCAAAAGCGGGGCAGGGGGGACACAAACAACUAAAUAACCCAUAUUAAAAACACAAAAAUUAUGUAAAUGCAAAUAUAUGUACUGACAAGUCUAACAUUUUUUGAUGUCAUUAUAAAUGUAUGUAUAUAAUGUAAGAAAGUAGACACCCUCUUGUAUGAAUCACAAAAGUGCCAAGCUCAUGAUUUGCGUUUUUGGUUUUUGACAGUUUUCUUUCCCUGUCUUUAAUGUGAAAGGAGGAUAAACUUAAAGCCUUAAAUUAAAAAAUAACUUUUCAAUGUUAAAAAACUGGGUGUGGGGGGAAGUUAGGCUUUUCAUUUUGUUCACAUCGAUUAUUGUCAAUAUCUCGUUCAUGCCUCAUCUUCCCGCCUCGAGAUGCAGGUGGUGGAGCCCCAGCGGCAAGCUGCUAAAGGACGCAGAAGCCGUGGCUGCUUUCCCGUGAGCGUGGCUCUCGUGGGCUUUACGUCUGUGUGCUGCAUUUUCCACAAAUCUUGUUGGGGGCCCGUAGUGUGUGACCGGUCUGUGGGAUGUUCUGGAUUGUGAUGGGGUUCUCCUACUCACAAAUUCGUGAUCUAAUUUUGCCUCCAGGCAGAUGUGCAGAUGUAAUCUGGGUUCCCAAGUCCCUCCGAGUUUCCUUCACCGGCACCGCUUUCUUCUUCCAUUUAGGAUCAAGAUAGCUUCCGUUCAAGUGUUCAGUAUAUACAUGAAUAAAGAAAUCUGGUCCUGACUUGGUUUUGAAU
This is a messenger RNA of Odobenus rosmarus divergens (Pacific walrus), 4458 nucleotides long. RefSeq names its product ADAM metallopeptidase domain 23 (gene ADAM23). Gene Ontology annotation, molecular function: metalloendopeptidase activity. The transcript has 26 exons. Gene Ontology annotation, cellular component: presynaptic membrane. Bases 208 to 2709 code for a protein of 833 amino acids. The record is from RefSeq and is a predicted model, not a curated record. Lineage: Eukaryota; Metazoa; Chordata; Mammalia; Carnivora; Odobenidae. Gene Ontology annotation, biological process: proteolysis.